AUGAAUGAGAUGGACUUUGAAACAUGGGAAGGUUUAGCCAAUCUCACAUCCGACUCGACAUCCGCAGCUAAGAAAAGAGAGAUUUUACUUUACAUAAGAGCUUUAAAGUGCGAGGAUUCUUACUACAACACUAAUUCCAAUACAUCAACAAAUAUCGCCAAUGGCUCUAUACUGUCGGCCACCAACAACAACAACAACAAUUCCAAUGGCAGUAAUCUACAAAAUUCCAUAAAUACCACCACAUCUGGCAGCACUGGUGGCGCGCUCAUUAGCCAACAACAGCUGCAACAGCAGCAGCAACAGCAACAGCAACAAUGUGGCACAGUAGGAGGCAUGGUUAAUGUGCCCACUUCAAUAUCUGUGCAACAAUUUAAUGCCAUGAAUAUUGGUGGUAGUGCCACCAAUAGCGGCGCUGGUAAUGUUGGUGGUGGAGUAGUCGUUUCCAGUGGCACAAAUUGUGGUAAUAAUGGACAAGGAGGGGGCGGCGUUGGUGGUGGUAUUGGCGGCGGCGAUGCGUCACCCAUGUCAAACGUGCCACACUCACAAUCGGCGCCGCAUCAGCUGGGGCAACCGCCACCAUUGACCCCACUGGCGCAGCAUCAUCAAGCGUUGGCGCAACAGUUGCAGCAACGAUUUGCCAUAAGCAAUAAUAACGAACCCAGAAAAGACAAGACUGAUGCACCACACGGUGGUAAUGGCACACUAUCACCCAAUACCGAACAGCCAUCAUGUCAGAGUUCAAUGUUGCCACCACCAGGUGGCGGCCAAAGCGGUGGCCCGCAAUCGAAUCACACUCACGUGCAACACGUCAGUGGUGGUGGUACCGGUGGUGGCCAUGGCGGCAACGGAAAUAGUGGCAACACUUCUGGCAGUCGUGAUCAGCAUGACGGCGUACAUAUACAGAAUUCCAAAUUGGAACGUCCCAAUACGCUUGGCACCAACAAAGUGUCACGUCGUGUGAACAUUUGUUAUCAUAAUGAGCAUU
Molecule: messenger RNA, 985 nt
Organism: Rhagoletis zephyria (snowberry fruit fly)
Lineage: Eukaryota; Metazoa; Arthropoda; Insecta; Diptera; Tephritidae
Product: mediator of RNA polymerase II transcription subunit 12-like
Source: RefSeq, a predicted model, not a curated record